AUGCCUGUGGUGUGGCCAACCCUCCUGGACCUCAGCAGGGAUGAGUGCAAGAGGAUCCUCCGCAAACUGGAACUGGAGGCAUAUGCAGGUGUCAUCAGUGCCUUACGUGCACAGGGAGACCUCACAAAGGAUAAGAAGGAUCUUCUUGGCGAACUUUCUAAAGUGCUCAGUAUUUCAACAGAGAGACAUCGUGCUGAAGUUCGCAGAGCAGUGAAUGAUGAACGACUAACCACCAUUGCACACAACAUGUCUGGCCCAAACAGCUCCUCUGAGUGGUCCAUAGAAGGUCGUCGUCUGGUGCCCCUGAUGCCACGACUUGUUCCCCAAACAGCUUUCACCGUCACGGCCAAUGCUGUUGCCAAUGCAGCUGUGCAGCACAACGCAUCUCUGCCAGUUCCUGCAGAGACUGGGAACAAAGAAGUGGUGGUUUGCUAUUCCUACACAAGUACCACUUCAACCCCAACAUCCACCCCUGUUCCAAGUGGCAGUGUAGCAACAGUGAAGUCCCCCAGACCUGCCAGUCCUGCCUCCAAUGUAGUCGUCUUGCCAAGUGGAAGUACUGUGUACGUCAAAAGUGUCACUUGCUCAGAUGAUGAUGAAAAGCCCCGAAAAAGACGGCGAACAAAUUCUUCAAGCUCUUCCCCUGUUCUCCUGAAAGAAGUUCCGAAGGCAGUGGCUCCUGUCACUAAAACUAUCACAGUGCCUGUAAGUGGCAGCCCCAAAAUGAGUAACAUAAUGCAGAGCAUUGCCAACUCCUUACCACCACACAUGUCGCCUGUGAAAAUAACCUUCACUAAGCCCUCAACGCAGACAACAAACACCACAACACAGAAGGUGAUAAUAGUAACCACCUCUCCAAGCUCCACUUUUGUACCCAACAUCCUUUCCAAGUCCCACAACUAUGCAGCAGUUACAAAACUUGUCCCAACAUCAGUCAUUGCCUCAACUACUCAAAAGCAGCCUGUGGUUAUCACUGCAUCUCAGUCCUCUGUGGUCAGCAGCAGCAGCUGUUCCACUCCCUCCUGCACUGCAAACACCAUUGCUGUGACUGCUGUAGUGUCAUCUACACCCUCAGUGGUUAUGUCAACUGUAGCACAAGGUGUGUCUACGUCGGCAAUUAAAGUUGCCUCUACCAGACUGCCUUCCCCAAAAGGUUUGGUUGGGAAUCCAACUCAGAUCUUAGCACAGUUUCCCAAACAGCAUCAGCAGUCUCCCAAACAGCAUAUGCACCAAGUCCAACAACAACAGCAGCAACAACAACAACAGCAGCAGCAGCAACAACAACAGCAACAACAGCAGCUGGUGCAGACUUCUGUGGCCCAGCAGCAGCCACAGCAAUCUCAGUUGCCACCUGGCAUCAAGCCUACCAUUCAGAUCAAACAGGAAUCAGGUGUUAAAAUAAUCACUCAACAGGUGCAACCCAGUAAAAUCCUUCCCAAACCAGUUACAGCGACCUUGCCCAGCAGUAGCAAUUCACCUAUUAUGGUGGUUAGCAGUAAUGGGACUAUCAUGACAACUAAACUGGUCACUACUCCCACUGGAACUCAAGCCACAUACACCAGGCCAACAGUGAGCCCUUCCCUGGGAGCUCGGAUGGCUGCAACUCCAGGGGCUGCUACUUAUGUGAAGACUACAAGUGGGAGCAUCAUUACUGUAGUACCAAAAUCACUGGCUACUCUAGGAGGGAAGAUUAUUAGCAGUAAUAUUGUUUCUGGAACUACAACCAAAAUCACUACAAUUCCAAUGACAUCCAAACCCAAUGUGAUUGUCGUGCAAAAGACUACUGGAAAAGGAACUACAAUCCAAGGGCUUCCAGGCAAAAAUGUUGUCACAACUCUGCUGAACGCUGGGGGGGAGAAAACUAUUCAGGCAGUGCCAGCAGGAGCAAAACCUGCUAUCAUCACUGCCACAAGACCCAUCACAAAAAUGAUUGUUACACAGCCAAAAGGAAUAGGGUCCACGGUCCAGCCAGCCACCAAAAUCAUCCCAACUAAAAUUGUUUAUGGGCAGCAAGGGAAAACACAGGUCCUCAUAAAACCAAAGCCAGUCACAUUUCAAGCCACAGUUGUGAGUGAACAAACCAGGCAGUUGGUGACUGAAACCUUGCAGCAGGCAUCAAGGGUGGCAGAGACAGGAAACUCUGCUCUCCCAGAAGUGAAAGAAGAACCACAAACCUACACUGACAGCAGCUCUUCUUCUACAGAGUCCUCCCAGAGCUCUCAAGAUUCUCAGCCUGUAGUCCAUGUGAUUGCCUCAAGAAGUCAAGAUUGGUCAGAGCAUGAAAUUGCUGUGGACACAAGCCCUACAAUCAUUUACCAGGAUGUAUCCAGUGAAUCUCAGUCAGCUACUUCCACCAUAAAAGCUUUGCUGGAACUUCAGCAGACAACAGUGAAGGAAAAGUUAGAAUCAAAGCCAAGGCAGCCAACCAUCGACUUGAGCCAAAUGGCUGUCCCAAUCCAGAUGACUCAGGAGAAGAGACAUUCACCAGAAAGUCCUUCAAUUGCUGUCGUAGAGUCAGAAUUAGUGGCUGAAUACAUCACAACUGGUAACUGUGGAGAAGUGCCACUGACCUCUUUCCUUUCAGUGAGCCACCGGGCCCAGCCCCAGCAGUCAGCUCAGCCCCAGAGGACUCUGCUGCAGCACGUGGCGCAGUCACAGACAGCAACACAGACUUCUGUUGUGGUGAAAUCUAUUCCUGCAUCCUCCACAGGAGCCAUUACCCAUAUCAUGCAGCAGGCCUUAAGCAGUCACACUGCAUUUACCAAACACAGUGAACAACUUGGAACUGAGGAAGGAGAAGUGGAAGAGAUGGACACCUUAGACCCUCAGACUGGCCUGUUUUACAGAUCUGCCCUGACACAAUCCCAGGCACAAAAACAGCAAAAACUGACUCAGCCCCAGCUGGAACAGACUCAAGUGCAAGUGAAAACCCUGCAGUGUUUCCAGACUAAGCAGAAGCAGACAAUCCACCUGCAGGCUGAUCAAAUCCAGCACAAACUCCCACAAAUGCCCCAACUUUCUAUAAGGCAUCAAAAACUAACCCCCCUGCAGCAAGAGCAAGCACAGACCAAACCAGAUGCACAGCACCCCCCACAUCACAUGAUGGCCAAAGAAAGGCAACUCCCUACCUUAGUGGCACAGCCACAGCAAACUGUAGUACAGGUGUUGGCAGUAAAAACCACUCAGCAGCUGCCCAAACUGCAACAGGCACCAACGGCACAAAAAAUCUACGUGCAACCCCAACCCCCCCAGAGUCAAAUGCAGCUACCUGCCUCUUCAGAGAAACAGCCAGCAAGCCAGGUGCAACAGCCAAUUCUAACCCAAGGAUCCACUGUCACAAAGAUAACCUUUGAGGGCCCUCACCCUCCUUUGGGUUCAAAGGUAGCAGGUGGCAGUGCUGUGCCCAAACUGGCAUUGCCAGUUACCAGCCUAUUUCCCAUGCAGGCAUCCACGGAGGCAGCAGUAGCAGAUAUUUUGAGAGUGUCUAUGGUGGAAGCUCAGAUUGAUACAAACAUAGAACAUACCAUAGUGGAUCCCCCAGACAAGGCCACGUCCACUAGUAAAGUCGGUAGCGGAGCAGAGGCCUCACCUCGGGCCCAGGUGGCUGCAGUAGGGAUGACGACAACUUCCAGCCCUCAGCAACAGACAUCCAGCUCAAGUCCUCCUGCUCUUGGGCCUGCUUUACCAGAGAGGAAACUCGAUGCACAAGGAAUGCCUACAACAAACCAGUUUAUACACAUUCAGAAUCUAUCCCAAAAGAAAGCUGAAGAGAGCUCAUCAGACAUUGUUGUCCAGACUAUCCCUCACUAUUCCAUCCCUUGUCACUCCAGCUCCAACGUGGUAGUGGAACCCAGUGGGCUCCUGGAACUCAACAACUUCACCAGUCAGCGCCUCGAUGAGGAGGAGACGGCAAUGGAGCAAGAUGUGGACAGUAGCACUGAGGAUGGCACUGAGCAAAGCCCCUCUCAGAGUUCUGCUGACCAAUCCUAAGGUCACUGGACACUGGAGUGCACUUUAAAAUUAUCUUGGGCUUUUUGAGUAGCCAAGAUGCCCUUUAAUUGUGAUGUCUUAGAGCAUUUUGCCUAUUAGAGUUGUUCAUUGGAGCCUUGAAGCAUCAGUGUGUUUUAACAAGACAGUAUUGCAGAAGCUGCAUCUUAAUUGUUUCCAAAAAAAAAAAGAAGAAAA
Acanthisitta chloris (rifleman) is the source of this 4185-nucleotide messenger RNA. It is a transcript of the gene EMSY, whose product is annotated as chromosome unknown open reading frame, human C11orf30. The transcript has 19 exons. Gene Ontology annotation, cellular component: nucleoplasm. Gene Ontology annotation, biological process: regulation of DNA-templated transcription. Lineage: Eukaryota; Metazoa; Chordata; Aves; Passeriformes; Acanthisittidae. The record is from RefSeq and is a predicted model, not a curated record. The coding region runs from base 1 to 3990 and encodes 1329 amino acids.